Molecule: messenger RNA, 2116 nt
Organism: Etheostoma spectabile (orangethroat darter)
Lineage: Eukaryota; Metazoa; Chordata; Actinopteri; Perciformes; Percidae
Gene: pklr
Product: pyruvate kinase L/R
Exons: 12
Coding region: 245-1864 (539 amino acids)
Biological process (GO): glycolytic process
Molecular function (GO): potassium ion binding; magnesium ion binding; pyruvate kinase activity
Source: RefSeq, a predicted model, not a curated record
UCCAAAUAGUCUGAGUGGGAGGAGGGAUAAGGGGGCAGCAGAGGGGUCAGAGUGUGAAAAUGAAGGAAAGAGACACAACUAGGCUUGUUCAGGACAAUUCACAAGACUUAGAGAAUGUAAGUGCACAACCUGAGCACGAACUAGGAUAAAGGCAGAGAAAAAUUCUAGACGAAUUACAGGAUAAAAAAAUAGAGGAGGAGGAACUGCGCUGUGAAUUUGGAUCUUAUUAAAAAUUAAUAGUUUUAUGAAUAUGGCUCGCAUCAGGCGCUACUCUGAGGCAAUGACACUGCCGGACUCUUUCAUCCAACGCCAGCAGCUGGAUUCCAGCAUGGCUGACACCUUCCUGGAGCAUCUCUGUCUGCUGAACAUUGACCAGGAGCCAAUCACAGCGCGCAACACCAGCAUAAUCUGCACCAUUGGUCCUGCGUCCCGAUCAAUCCCCAGACUCCACGAGAUGGUCAAGGCAGGAAUGAAUAUUGCUCGUCUAAAUUUCUCUCAUGGCUCACAUGAAUACCACGGUGAAACCAUCAAAAACAUCCGAGAAGCGGUGGAGACGAUUACCUCUGAUCCCUUGUAUUAUCGGCCGGUUGCCAUUGCCUUGGAUACGAAGGGUCCAGAGAUCCGCACUGGAUUAGUGAAAGGGAAAGUGGAGGAGGAGGUGGAACUGGUAAAGGGAAGCCAUGUCCGUGUGGUGACAGCAGAGAGUGACAAAGACAAAACAGACGGGAAGAUUAUCUGGGUGGAUUACCCCAACCUGCCCAAAGUCCUCGAGAAGGGAAACAAGAUCUACAUUGAUGAUGGCCUCAUUGGACUCAAAGUAGUAGAAACCGGAUCUGACUGGGUGGAUGCUGUGGUGGAGGCCGGUGGGCUGCUGUGCAGUCGUAAAGGCGUUAAUCUCCCUGGCUGCGACCUCAUCGGCCUGCAGGCGGUCAGCGAGCGAGACGAGGCCGACCUAAGGUUUGGGGUGGCCCAGGGUGUAGACAUGGUGUUCGCCAGCUUCAUCCGCUCUGCCCAGGACGUCAAAGAUGUCCGGCGAGUUCUGGGGGCACACGGACGAGACAUCAAAGUGAUCAGCAAGGUGGAAAGCCGACAAGGGGUUCAGAAUUUUGAGGAGAUCCUGGCUGAAAGCGACGGUGUGAUGGUUGCCAGGGGCGACCUGGGGAUUGAGAUCCCAGCGGAGAAAGUCUUCAUUGCACAGAAGAUGAUGAUCGGACGUUGUAACUCUGCUGGCAAGCCCGUCAUCUGUGCUACACAGAUGCUCGAGAGCAUGGUGGCCCACCCACGUCCAACCAGAGCGGAGGGCAGUGACGUGGCCAACGCCGUGCUGGAUGGAGCCGACUGUGUAAUGUUAUCUGGGGAGACCGCCAAGGGACUGUUUCCUGUAGAGGCAGUCGCAAUGAUGCACUCAAUCUGUAGGGAGGCAGAGGCAGCCAUUUUCCACCAACAGCUGUUUGAGGAGUUGCGUCGGCUCACUCCUCUCUCCUCUGACCCCACAGAGGUCACAGCCAUCGGAGCUGUAGAGUCCUCCUUCAAGUGCUGUGCAGGGGCCAUCAUAGUCCUUACCACCAGUGGCAGGGCGGCACAUCUCCUGUCCAGGUACCGCCCUCGAUGUCCUAUUAUUUCCAUCACCAGAAGCCCUAAGGUGGCCCGUCAGUCUCAGCUGUUAAGAGGAGUGUUUCCCGUCCUCUUCCACCCUCUGCCUGCUCCCGUCUGGGCCGAUGAUGUAGACAACAGGGUCAACUUCGGCAUGGACAUAGGGAAAGCAAGAGGAUUCUUUAAGACGGGCGACCUGGUGAUUGUCGUGACAGGCUGGAUCCCAGGCUCCGGUCACACUAACAUUAUGAGGGCAGUCAAUGUCCCAUAACAACUUGACCUUCCCUGACUCUAAAUCUGACUGACAUGCUGAAGUAUGAAUGUGAUGAGAACCACUCUUUUAAAUAAAACAAUAACCACCGCUACUUUUUGACAAAGGUGUUUUGGCAUCAUCUGUGCUAUUUAGACUCAAUGGUAGGUAAACACUUGUCACUGGAACUGUUCUCAUGAAUGUUGAAUUUGUGUUUAGCGUGUCUUGAAAGCGAUGACUCCCCCAAAAUAAAUCUUGAAUCAUUAAGUUUAA